ACGGGUGACCACGUGACCAUGUCCCGCCUGGGCCGCCUCUGCCCCUCCCGCUCCGUGCUGCUGCUCUGUGACCUCCAGGAGCGCUUCCGGCCCCACGUGCACGCGUUCGGCCCCGUCCUCAGCGCGGCCGCGCGGCUCCGCAAGGGCUGCCAGGUGCUGGGGGUGCCGGUGCUGGUGACCGAGCAGCGCCCGGAGGCUCUGGGCCCCACGGUCCCCGAGCUGGGGGUGCAGGAUCUGACCCCGCACCCCAAGAGCUCCUUUAGUGGGGUCCCGGUGCUGGGGGCCCAGCUCAGCGCCCACCCCCACCUCAGCGCCGUCCUCCUGUGCGGCAUCGAGGCGCAGGCCUGCGUGCUGCAAACAGCCCUGGACCUACUGGAGCGGGGCCUGGAUGUGCACGUGGCCGUGGAUGCCUGCUCCUCGCGCAGCCCCAUGGAGCGGGCCGUGGCCCUGCAUCGGCUCCAGGCCAGCGGCGCCUUCCUGGGCACGAGCGAGAGCCUCCUGUUGGGGCUGCUGCGGGACAGCGCCCACCCCCGCUUCCGGCAGGUGCUGGAGCUGAUCAAGGAGCCCAUCCCUAACAUGGAGCUGCUGCAGGGGGGGCCAUGGGGGUUCUGAGCCCCACAACCACCCCCAUGGGGGUCAAUAAACGCUGCCCCUCACCCCCCCC
Pezoporus flaviventris is the source of this 664-nucleotide messenger RNA. It is a transcript of the gene ISOC2, whose product is annotated as isochorismatase domain containing 2. The transcript is spliced from 5 exons. The record is from RefSeq and is a predicted model, not a curated record. Bases 19 to 612 code for a protein of 197 amino acids. NCBI's taxonomy places the organism in Eukaryota, Metazoa, Chordata, Aves, Psittaciformes, Psittacidae. Gene Ontology annotation, cellular component: cytoplasm.